This is a messenger RNA of Papaver somniferum (opium poppy), 1545 nucleotides long. Its product is annotated as chlorophyll synthase, chloroplastic-like. Gene Ontology annotation, molecular function: chlorophyll synthetase activity. Gene Ontology annotation, biological process: chlorophyll biosynthetic process. Gene Ontology annotation, cellular component: membrane. The transcript has 15 exons. The coding region runs from base 103 to 1236 and encodes 377 amino acids. The record is from RefSeq and is a predicted model, not a curated record. Lineage: Eukaryota; Viridiplantae; Streptophyta; Magnoliopsida; Ranunculales; Papaveraceae.
UCAUUAUUAUCGCCACUUCCCGCAUUACUGUUUUUCAAUUUCUCGCUCAGUGACCCACUCUGAACCCUCCGCACAGAGCUUCUAAGUUUAUUCCAAAAUAAAAUGGCAAUAAUACUGAAUAAUAAAAUCUCAUUAACAACGUUUUCAGAUUAUAAACCAGAUCGUCUUGCUCAAUCAACAUUGGUUUUCCGACCUGUUUCCAUUUCUCUAAUCAGAAGAAGAAGGAAAUUUAUAGUUCGAGGAGGAGCUUCUGAUACUGAAGCUACUAAAGGUAAACCGGUAGAAUCGGAAAAAGUGUCUGGUUCGAGCAUUAAUCAGCUUCUUGGGAUUAAAGGAGCAGCAAAAGAAACUAAUAUAUGGAAGGUUCGACUUCAACUCACAAAGCCUGUUACUUGGCCUCCUUUGGUCUGUGGAGUAGCUGUUGGGGUUGCUGCUUCAGGAAACUUUCAAUGGAGUGUAGAAGAUGUUGCUAAAUCAAUUGUUUGCAUGAUAAUGUCUGGUCCAUGCCUUACUGGCUACUGCCAGACUCUGAAUGACUGGUAUGACAGAGAUAUUGACGCAAUAAAUGAACCCUAUCGUCCAAUUCCUUCUGGGAUCAUAUCCGAAAACCAGGUCAUAGGACAGAUUUGGUUUCUACUAAUAGGGGGGCUCGGGUUGGCUCGUUUGUUAGAUGUGUGGGCUGGACAUGGCGUUCCUGUAGUUUUUUACUUAGCUCUGGGUGGAUCCCUGGUGUCGUACCUAUAUUCAGCUCCACCUUUUAAGCUCAAGAAAAACGGAUGGAUUGGAAAUUCUGCUAUGGGAGUGAGCUACAUCAGUUUGCCAUGGUGGGCUGGUCAGGCUUUAUUUGGGACCCUAAAAGCUGACAUAAUCAUCCUCACACUUUUGUACAGCUUGGCCGGGAUGGGUGCUGCUAUUGUGAAUGAUUUUAAAAGCAUCGAGGGGGAUACAGCACUGGGACUACAGUCCAUUCCUGUGGCGUUUGGUAUUGAUACUGCCAAGUGGAUCUGCGUUGGUGCAAUUGACGUCACUCAGAUAACUGUUGUUGGUUAUCUGCUAGGCACUGGUAAGCCGUAUCAUGCCUUAGCGCUGCUUGGUUUGUUAGUACCACAAGUAAUUUUUCAGUUUCUGUACAUACUGAAGGAUCCAAUUAAAUACGAUGUAUUGUACCAGGCUAGUGCACAGCCGUUCUUGGUGAUGGGCCUUUUGGUAACAGCAUUAGCAGUGAACGGGCACUGAUCCUCGACACAAAUAAUUUAAGACUACAAAAAAAGAAACAGAAGAACAGGCAGACAGAUCCUCGAGGAAACCAAACUGUGACACUACUCUUUCAUGCACACUGCUGCAUGACCGGAAAGGUUACUCUACUUUGUAACAGCUCAGAUAACACAACAGUUGUGUCUUAUGACCACUGCACGUAGCGGUGAUUGUCAGUGUUGUGGAAAUCUGAACAUUGUAAAAUAACAAACCAUGUUGUAUAAAGCCUCCUCCGUUUUCAUUUUUCUUUAUGCCAGAUAUAAAUCAAAAGCCAGUAUUUGAAUAGGAAAA